UAUACUCUCAACAUCAUGUCCGGCCGUGGCAAGGGUGGGAAGGGACUAGGUAAGGGUGGUGCCAAGCGCCACCGCAAGGUCCUGCGCGACAACAUCCAGGGCAUCACCAAGCCCGCCAUCCGGCGCCUGGCCCGGCGCGGCGGCGUCAAGCGCAUCUCCGGCCUCAUCUACGAGGAGACCCGCGGGGUGCUCAAGGUCUUCCUGGAGAACGUGAUCCGGGACGCCGUCACCUACACCGAGCACGCCAAGCGCAAGACGGUCACCGCCAUGGACGUGGUCUACGCGCUCAAGCGCCAGGCUCAACAAGCUGCUGGGCAAAGUCACCAUCGCGCAGGGCGGAGUCCUACGAUGGCUCGCACCAAGCAGACAGCUCGCAAGUCCACCGGCGGCAAGGCGCCCCGCAAGCAGCUGGCUACCAAGGCGGCUCGCAAGAGCGCCCCGGCCACCGGCGGCGUGAAGAAGCCCCACCGCUACCGGCCCGGCACGGUGGCGCUGCGCGAGAUCCGCCGCUACCAGAAGUCCACCGAGCUGCUGAUCCGCAAGCUGCCCUUCCAGCGCCUGGUGCGCGAGAUCGCGCAGGACUUCAAGACCGACCUGCGCUUCCAGAGCUCAGCUGUGAUGGCGCUGCAGGAGGCGUGCGAGGCCUACCUGGUGGGGCUCUUCGAGGACACCAACCUGUUUUUGUUUCUCACUAUGUCUGGCCGUGGCAAAGGUGGGAAGGGUCUGGGCAAAGGCGGCGCCAAGCGCCACCGCAAGGUCCUGCGCGACAACAUCCAGGGCAUCACCAAGCCCGCCAUCCGGCGCCUGGCCCGGCGUGGCGGCGUCAAGCGCAUCUCCGGCCUCAUCUACGAGGAGACCCGCGGGGUGCUCAAGGUCUUCCUGGAGAACGUGAUCCGGGACGCCGUCACCUACACAGAGCACGCCAAGCGCAAGACGGUCACCGCCAUGGACGUGGUCUACGCGCUCAAGCGCCAGGGCCGCACCCUCUACGGCUUCGGCGGCUAAGUGUUGGCGCUUUUGUCUCCGUUCCCUUAGCAAAACAAAAGGCCCUUAUCAG
This is a messenger RNA of Diceros bicornis minor, 1057 nucleotides long. RefSeq lists its product as uncharacterized. Gene Ontology annotation, cellular component: nucleosome. The transcript has 4 exons. The record is from RefSeq and is a predicted model, not a curated record. Gene Ontology annotation, molecular function: structural constituent of chromatin; protein heterodimerization activity; DNA binding. Lineage: Eukaryota; Metazoa; Chordata; Mammalia; Perissodactyla; Rhinocerotidae. Gene Ontology annotation, biological process: nucleosome assembly. The coding region runs from base 16 to 1005 and encodes 329 amino acids.